Molecule: messenger RNA, 2495 nt
Organism: Bufo gargarizans (Asiatic toad)
Lineage: Eukaryota; Metazoa; Chordata; Amphibia; Anura; Bufonidae
Gene: GFM2
Product: GTP dependent ribosome recycling factor mitochondrial 2
Exons: 21
Coding region: 146-2446 (766 amino acids)
Biological process (GO): ribosome disassembly; mitochondrial translation
Cellular component (GO): mitochondrion
Molecular function (GO): GTPase activity; GTP binding; translation elongation factor activity
Source: RefSeq, a predicted model, not a curated record
AUGCUUCUGUGCCUCCUGGAGAUGGAGCGGGGGAGUUAUGUCCGGGGGUGGGAGGCACAGCGCUCUGGAGUUCCCCCUUCUGCUGAUUAUGGGGGUCUCUGUUACAGGUUGCCAUGCCGUGUCUGUAAAAUAGAAAGAAGAGAGGAUGCUGGCAGUGCGGAGGUCCGUGCUUGGAAAGGCUUCUAUUUACACAGAGUGUGUUCAAUGCUGUAGAAGACGUUUACUGUGCGGUACAUCAAGACAUCAGAAUGGCCAUUCCAGAAACUACAGCAUGCCAGCAGGUGACGUCAAAUCUUUGCGGAGUAUCAUCACCCCUCCAGUAUCCAAGAUCAGAAACAUAGGGAUCAUGGCUCAUAUUGAUGCUGGGAAAACCACAACCACAGAGAGAAUGCUGUAUUAUUCCGGUUAUACCCGUGCUCUUGGAGAUGUGGAUGAUGGGGACACAGUGACUGAUUUUAUGGUGCAGGAAAGGGAACGUGGGAUCACCAUUCAGUCCGCCGCUGUCACAUUUGACUGGAAUGGACACAGGAUCAACUUGAUUGACACUCCAGGACACGUGGAUUUCACAGUGGAAGUGGAACGCUCAUUAAGGGUGCUGGAUGGAGCAGUCGCUGUGUUCGAUGCCUCAGCUGGUGUUGAGGCUCAGACGCUGACCGUGUGGAGACAAGCGGACAAGCAUUCCGUGCCACGAAUGUGUUUCUUAAACAAGAUGGACAAGACCGGAGCCAGUUUCACAUAUUCCAUUGAAAGCAUCAAAGAGAAAUUGAAAGCCAGGCCCUUGUUACUACAGCUUCCUAUAGGAGAGGGAAAAUCAUUCCAGGGUCUGAUUGAUUUAGUGACCAUGGAAUCCCUCAGCUGGAGCACACAAUCCAAUGAAGAUGAUGGGAGAACAUUUCAAAAGAAACCUCUGAGUGCCCUAAUGGAUCGUGACCUUCUGCAAUCAGCUAAAGAAGCCAGAAGUGUCUUAUUAGAACAAAUUGCAGAUUUAGACGAUGAAUUUGCUUCAUUGAUGCUCGAAGAAUACAGCGAGGAUCUUAAUCUCAUACCGGUAGAAAAGUUACAGGCUGCCAUCCGCAGGAUUACACUGGCUCGCUCAGCAGUCCCAGUGCUGUGUGGCAGUGCUUUGAAGAAUAAAGGUGUCCAGCCUCUGUUAGAUGCCAUCACGCUGUACCUGCCCUCACCAGACGACUGUUCCCAUGACUUCAUGUCCUGGUACAAGGAUGACUUGUGUGCUCUGGCAUUUAAAGUUGUUCAUGACCGGCAGCGUGGACCCAUGGUAUUUGUCCGAAUUUAUUCUGGAGUAAUGAAAGCGCAAUCUGCAGUGUAUAAUGUGAACAAAAACUGCACGGAAAGGAUGAGCCGAUUAAUCCUACCAUUUGCUGAUCAACAAGUAGAAAUAUCCUCUCUGCCUCCCGGUAAUAUUGCCCUAACUGUGGGACUUAAACAGACUGCAACUGGAGACACUAUUGUAUCCUCAAAAGCAUCUGCAUCAGCCGCUGCUCGCAGGGCAGGUCGAGCCGGAGAGAAGAGCAAGGACAAGAAGUCACAGGACAACCUUGUAUUAGCCGGUGUGGAGAUUCCAGAGCCAGUCUUCUUCUGUACCAUUGAGCCAUCCUCUGUAGCUAAACAACCCGAUUUAGAAAAUGCACUAAGAUGUCUCCAGCUAGAAGACCCUAGCCUUAAAGUGAAGAUAGAUCCUGACUCUGGACAGCUUAUUCUCUGUGGAAUGGGGGAGCUUCAUAUAGAGAUAAUACAUGACCGGAUACGGAGGGAGUAUGGUUUGGAAACUUAUUUAGGACCCCUUCAGAUUGCAUAUAGAGAAACCAUUCUAAGUGGUUCACGAGCGUCAGAUACCUUGGAUAGAAUGAUGGGCGACACCCGACACCAAGUGACGGUAGAACUGGAAGUAAAACCCUUAUCUGAUGACAGUCCGGUCGUUAAAUAUUCUGGUAAUCUGCCAUCUAGUGUAAAUGGUUAUCAGGAAGCAGUAGAGAAUGGCAUUCACAGUUCUUACCUCUCAGGGCCUCUACUUGGUUCUCCCCUCCAGGAUGUUGGUGUGAUUGUACAUAAAGUUAAUGUCCUACCUGGCACGUCAAUGACAGUGGUGUCAGCUUGUGUAUCACGAUGCGUGCAGAAAGCACUAAAGACAGCAGGAAAGCAAAUCCUGGAACCAAUGAUGAGGUUGGAAAUUACUAUGGGUGACGAUUACCUGGGCAGUGUCUUGGCUGAUCUUUCACAGAGAAGAGGCAAUGUUCAGGAAAUUCAGGACCGCUUAGAUAACAAAGUUGUGCUCGCCCUCGUUCCACUUGCAGAACUGAUGGGCUAUUCUACUGAUCUGCGCUCGGCCACAUCCGGCAGCGCCACAUUUACUCUACAGCUUUCAAACUAUGAACCUAUGAAUCCCCAGGACCAGAAUUCUCUGCUCAGGAAGAAGGGACUUCUAUAAACAUUAUGCCUUCCAGCUUUAUACUGUAUUUAUAUAAAAAUCUAAACUC